Messenger RNA from Punica granatum (pomegranate), 1421 nucleotides. Lineage: Eukaryota; Viridiplantae; Streptophyta; Magnoliopsida; Myrtales; Lythraceae. The record is from RefSeq and is a predicted model, not a curated record.
AUAUCAUUGACAGCAGCAAGCAGUUUUCAAAUUGAUUGAUUGAUUGAUCAAACCGGGACUAGACCAGAGUUGUACUAUCGAAUCACAUCACGCCAUUUGCUGAGAGAUCGGCCACGUCACGGCGGAUCGGACGGCCUCCUCCUCCAGCUGGUCGACUCCGCAUUAUCUCGCCGGAGCAUUAGCUGCUCCGCCGCCCACUCGAAGCGCUUCCCAGCUCCUCUCUUCUUCUCCGCUCCAAUCUGGACUGUCGUAAUUCAGCUGGUGGAAUAUGGACUUCAGUAAUUUGGAUGCUGGUCAGAUCACGCUUCUCAGUUCGGCGCUCUGCGUGAUGCUGAGCAUGCAUUUCACAGUGCAGCUCCUGUCACAGCAUCUCUUUUACUGGAAGAACCCCAAAGAGCAAAAGGCCAUUAUAAUCAUCAUCCUCAUGGCACCCUUGUAUGCUGUUGACUCGUUCAUCGGCUUGUUGGAUAUACGUGGAAGCAAGGCGUUCUUUAUGUUCUUGGACUCUGUCAAGGAAUGCUAUGAAGCUCUGGUGAUUGCCAAGUUUAUGGCUCUUAUGUAUAGUUACUUAAACAUCUCUAUCAGCGGAAAUAUUGUGCCUGAUGAGAUCAAGGGCAGGGAAAUUCACCAUUCAUUCCCAAUGACGCUUUUCCAGCCUCGCACUGUUCGAUUAGACUAUCGUACUCUUAGGCUUCUCAAAUAUUGGACGUGGCAGUUUGUCAUCAUCCGCCCAGUGUGCUCCAUUCUGAUGAUAUCUCUUCAGAUCCUUGGGAUCUACCCGAGUUGGUUAAGCUGGACAUUCACAAUAAUUCUCAAUGUUUCUGUUUCUCUGGCCCUGUAUUCUCUAGUUCUGUUCUAUCAUGUUUUCGCUAAGGAGUUGGCCCCACACAAGCCUCUUGCAAAGUUCAUGUGCAUCAAAGGCAUAGUGUUUUUCUGCUUCUGGCAGGGGGUGGUGCUUGAGAUUCUAGUUGCAAUGGGAGUCAUCAAGUCCCAUCAUUUCUGGUUAGAUGUCGAACACAUCGAGGAGGCCAUACAGAACGUAUUGGUAUGCCUCGAGAUGGUCGUUUUCUCUGUUCUCCAACAGUAUGCCUACCAUGUUUCUCCAUACAGCGGAGAGGUCGAAUCAAAGUAUAAUCUAAAGAAGAAUGAGUGAUACGAGCAGAGAAUAUUUUGCAUCAUAUAUAUGCUGGGAAAGCACUUUCAAGAAGCAUCUAUGUUUUUUGCCUCAGAUAUGUAUGUAAGUUGAGUCUAUAGGAACGAAUAGUUCAUUACCACAACCUAUCUAUCUCGUGUUGGUUGUUGGAGUCGAAUAAAAUCAGGAUUUCAGUUGAUUAUUACUGCUUCAGCAUAUUCUUCAGGUAUCAUGUUCGCUCGAGAAUGUACCUUUAUGUAUAUUCGAUGAAGUUGGAAUGCUCGGUUAA